This is a messenger RNA of Annulohypoxylon maeteangense, 765 nucleotides long. RefSeq lists its product as uncharacterized. The record is from RefSeq and is a predicted model, not a curated record. The transcript has 2 exons. Lineage: Eukaryota; Fungi; Ascomycota; Sordariomycetes; Xylariales; Hypoxylaceae. Bases 82 to 531 code for a protein of 149 amino acids.
UUUUUAAGAAUACAAUUUCUAGACAUCUACAUGAAAAUAAUAGUUCUGUUUUCUUAUUAAUUCAAUAGUAAACAAAACAUAAUGUUACGGCAUUCAGCUUCGCAAGUCUUUGGUGGAAAGCACCCUGCUUUAUCCCCACGUGGGGAUGACGACAUUGAACCUCGGCCCAAUUGGCUGUUAAUCUCAAAGAAUUCACGUCCCGUAGUCGAACGAUUGCAUCAAUUACCCAAUCCCGAUUUAAGUUCACCGCAUUUUGAAGAAUCCGCUCCGAUGCUAGCCCCGAUAAUCCAACCUCUGCCGCACGUCCGUCACAUGCCAUCUACGUCGGCCCCUUUCUCUUCGGCAUCAACUAUGAUAACACCAAUAGCGACAAGAGAUGCUUCGAGCUUGCACCCAGUAUUCUUCACGGCGAGGUUACGGAAGUCGCCAUUUGUACUUAAUGCAGCAGGACUAGUCAAUCCUGUCGCGCACGGCUAUGCUUAUGAAGAAUCACGAAGGAGAGUCGGCGGGGCUAUCCCGGCUAUGUUAUGAGGAAUGAUUUCGCGAAAGGAGUUAUGAAAUGGAACAGAAAUUUAUAUGACAAUUGGGCCAAUCUUAAAGAGUACCUAAUCAUGGGGCAAACUAUCAAGUUCGAUCAAUCUGAUUGAGGCUAGGAGUACAAGUUGUAUGUACAUGAGAUAAGAGCAGAAAACCUUCAGAAUCAGGGUAUCGCGGUCGACAAAGGGAACGGCGAGGGCUGCUCUUCCAUAAGCCUCGAUACCAGCU